This is a messenger RNA of Rhizophagus irregularis DAOM 181602=DAOM 197198, 1135 nucleotides long. Lineage: Eukaryota; Fungi; Glomeromycota; Glomeromycetes; Glomerales; Glomeraceae. The record is from RefSeq and is a predicted model, not a curated record.
UUUUCAAAAUAGAAAAUGUUUUAUGACUUAAAUUUACCUUAUCCUACGCAGCCAAAUCUGGCACAACAACAAACUGAACUUCGUAAAAGAGUAGAUUUGCUCAUAAAAUUCGGAUAUCAGGUUGUUGCAUAUAAUCAUACAGUAACCGGAAAAUUAGAUAAAGCAAACCCAAUUCAUAAAUUUGAAACUUACAAUAAUUCACCCGAUUCACCUUCAGGUCAACAACAAAAAAUCGAGCAAUUGUCGCGUAUUACAGUUGUAAUAGAAGAUGCAAGUCAGAAUUAUGGAUUGUCAUCUGCAAAUAGCAUAAUUUCAUCUUAUGAUAUAGUUGCGGCUCAACCAACAAAUGAAAAAAUAUUUCAAAAUGUAUGUGGAACAUUAGAAGUAGAUAUUGUAUCACUUGAAAUGGGAUCACGUUUACCAUUUUAUAUAAAACAUGGUCCUGUUGGAUUAGCGAUUGAACGUGGAGUGUAUUUUGAAAUUUGUUACGCUCCUGCAAUAAGAGAUUCCGCAUCACGUCGACAACUUAUAUCCAACGCGCAGAGUUUGGUUAGAGUAACACGUGGAAAAAAUAUAAUAAUUACUAGUGAAGCACAAAGAGCAAUGGAAUUACGUGGUCCAUAUGAUAUUGUUAACUUAGGUACGAUAAUGGGAAUGAAUCAAGCAAUGGCAAAAGAUUGUAUAUCGACAAAUUGUCGUGCUGUAGUUAUGCAUGCAAUAACACGUCGAAAUACACAUCGUGCAGUUGUAUCCUUUGAACCUGUUUCUUCAUUGAAACCAAAUGAAUUAUGGAAGGUUGGAAGUGAUAAGAAAAAUACUGGAAAAACUGAUUUUAAAGGAAAAUCAACAGUAAAACGAGUACGUUUAAGCAAAGAUGACGAGGAAGAGGAGGAGGAGGAAAAUGAAGUCGAAAUAUCGCAAGAUAUGGAAUUAUCGUAAUAGAAUUUUUUAAAGUUUUUAAAAAUUGAUUAAUCAUUAUAAAUGCUUUGUUUUUUACUUAUUUUUUGAAUAUUAAGUAAUAUGUUCAAAUAAUAAAUUAGUGAUAAUGGAAAUACAGUAAAUUCUACUUCAACUUGAUUAUAUUAGAUUGAUGAGAAUUAACAUUCCAGAUUUCCAGUUAAUCAAAGAAUCUGUU